GUUCCGCUCCGCUUCCCGGCAUUGCCGCUGGUCCGUGCCGCGGGGCGACCCCAGCAGAGGCGUUUCCUCGUCCCCUCUUCGCCCCGCAACGGCGCGUGAGGGCCGUGCAGAGCCGCUGUGCUCGGUGGGGCCUCUGCUGGGAUCGCCUGCUGCGCACCGCGAGGGCUCCGGGACAGCUCUGCCCGCGCUCCCGCCGUGCGGUCCCGAACGGCCCAGCUCAGGGUCUCUUGAUGGUUUCGCUGGUACCGGCGGAGAGCGGAGACGACGCCCGCUUGUCGGGCUCAGUUACAGGAGGGGAGCUGGGGGGGGGGAACGGGCUGCGGCGGAAUUCCGGGCCCGGCCGUUGCCGUGCAAUGCGGCACGCGCCGUGCAAUGCGCGCGGCUGCGCUGCUCCACACGAGGCGGCGCGCGCCGCUCCUCAGUCCGCCGCUCUCCGAGCGGUGCCGCCCGGCGGAGCUGCCCGGGGCCGCAGGCGGUGAUGCUCGGAGUUCAUCGCGCUGAGGUCCCCGAACCUGCGGGGAUGAACUCUUCGUACGGCUGCGAACGGGGGCCGCUCCGCCCUGGAGCCCCGAGCUGCUGCAGCGGGGUCACGGCCUUCGUGCUCGAUGCGAUCGCGGCAGAGCUGGCUGGUGAGAGCAGUGGUAAUGGCAGCCUUACGGAGCUCUUCUGGAUAACUCAGAAACUUUUUGCUUUUGAGAUGUUCUUGGUAGUGGUUCUGCAACCCGUGUUUAGUGAAUGAGCGCCAGAAAACUUCUGCAGGUCAGGGUUUCUGAUCUCCCUUUUCUUCACAGACGUUUCCCAGAGGAUCUCAGAGAACCUCCUUGUUGUUCCCACCAUCCCUGUCCCAGCAGAGAUGCAGGUGUUCAGCAUUCACCUGUUCAAAUAAGUCCUUAUCCAGGACGGUUUGCCUGUCAGGCUCUUCCAUUUCCAUUCUCUCUGCUUUGUUUUCACGCAUCGAUUUGCUUCUCCCCUCACAGCCCUUGCAGUUCUCUGGGCCUGCAUUACGACCUGCAUUAAAAAAGCAACCCCACACUGCAGGCACAUUUUUCUACUUUUUAAAUUUACACACGAAAAAGAAGGCUCCGAGUUCUCUGUUUCGGGGAAGGGGACAGCAGAGCAGUUGGUGUGUGCAGCUGUGGGGCAGCGCAGGCGCUGACUGUCAGAUCCUACAUCUGCCCGGAGGCCGCCCAUCCCUGAGCGCGGCAUGGGGGCUCUCGGCCCUCUGUGCCCUCUGAGCUGCACUUCCUUCAGCACCUGCAAGGUGUUGACAACGCAAUUGCAAAGUAGUCCUGGUACGUAGGUAUGACUCGUAGUAAGAGAGCAGAGUCAGUCUGUAGGCAGUUUUGAAGCUAUACACAGCUACACAACCCAUCCUGCAGACUGGAACUGAAGCUCUUGUCUCUUACAUUUACCUUUACCGCUGUCAGCAUGUUCAGAUAAACAAAAGGUCUCUUUAGAUGUUGUAUGGGAAUUGCUGAGUCACAGCCUGAACCAAUGACUGAGCACCUGAGGAAGGGACACAGCCAGCCCUGGGAGCACAGGUGGCAGCAAUUCCAAAAACCUGGUUCCAGCCCUCCCUACCGUCAACUGAAGGGCUGGCUGCCACCAGGGAAGGUCUUUACUUGGAGAUCCCUCCUUUUGGAGUAUUUGGUGAGCCCCAAGCCUUGGAACGGGGCAAGCAAAUCUUUCUUGAGCUGGAUGGUGACCAGCAGCCUUUUUUGGGUGAUUCAGAACUGGUUCUCUGCCAUCGCCUUUCCUGACAGGUGUCUGCAGGUUGGUGGUCCUCUCUUUGAUUGUUUGCCCUCCUCAGGCUGUGUGUCUUGCCUGGUCUUCUCGGCCUGUUUAAAUGUUGAAUGUGUUCUCUGGGGAAACCCAAACAAAUCUUAGAUUUCUCACUGACACAUUCAAAGCACAUGUUUAACUUAGCAACGUACAGUGUAGGAAUAGCUGUUUGCUCCGUGUGUCUUGUUGUGUACUUCAGCUCAGCUGAAAGAGAGCUAGAAAUUCAUGGUGAUUGCUUAGGAACUUGUUUGCAUUCUGACGGGGUUUUAUCAGCCUGUUUCUGCUUCCUGCAGGAGGUGCUUCCCAGGCCACAGUAAGUGUGCUGUACAAAUGUCAGUGUGCCAGUCCUGUGUGCUCGCUGUGACGCGCUGCCUUGCAGUGGGACAUCUCUCCAGGGGAAAGCCCAGUGUGAUCCUUCCCUGCCAUACCAAGAGAACUGCAAUCCCUCGUCUCCUCAGCCUUUGUGCCCACUUACAUUGUUUGCUUUGAAUGUCUGGAGCCAUCUUGAAACUGAAUCCCUACAAACUGUUCAGAAUGGAAGUGCUGCUCAUUCCAAGACACAAUGCAGUGCUCGCCACCAGGCUUUCCUUCUGAGGCAUUUGGAAGCAGCGUUCGGGAGUGGGCUUUAAGAAGACAAAAUUUGCAGGCUGUUUCUGCCUCUGCCAUCAGCUCUUUUGUGCCUGUUUAUUUCAGUCAUAUAUCAUGUCUGCUCCUAGUGGCUUUCCUGCCCCAUCUGCACCACCUUCAUAUGAGGAGACAGUAGGAAUCAAUGUGAACUAUCCUCACCCCUACCCUGUCCCACAACCUGGCCUCAGACCAGAUGGGAAGGGAAUGAACCCUCCGCAGUACUCAGGACAGCCUAUGCCAACAAGUACACCUGUUACAGUUCAGACUGUGUAUGUGCAGCAACCCGUAGUGCUGUUCUAUGACCGCCCAGUUCAGAUGAGUUGCCCUUCCUGUAACCAGAUGAUCGUGACACGUCUCUGCUAUGAGUCAGGAGCGUUGACUUGGCUGUCGUGUGGUGGCCUCUUCCUGCUGGGGUGCAUAGCUGGUUGUUGCUUAAUUCCCUUUUGCGUUGAUGCUCUGAAAGAUGUGGAACACUUCUGUCCAAAUUGCAAUGCCCACGUUGGUUCUUAUAAGCGUUUAUAGCCGGUGUGUAAGCACUAAGAGUUGAUUAGCAACUCUCUAAACCCAUACUGAAGCUUAAUGAAGGCUUCCUAGUUCUUUUCUGUCCUGUCACUGGAAACCAAUAAAAAUUAAUGUUUGUUGCCAGAUUGUUUGAAUAAGAAUUUGCUAAGAAUUAAUGAUUCUGACUUAGGUCUUUUUAGGGCUUGAUGGACUGCUCAGCCCUGGACCAGGUGGAGGCAGCUCAAUGCUUGCCCCUUUCUGCCUUCUGCAAAAGAGCUUGGUGAUGUUGGUCCAGUUAAUCUUAUCUCAGUUGUGUUGCACACUGUGUUUGCUUGCUGUGUAGUCCUGGCACAGACCACGAGUAGGAUGUCUGUAGAGGACUGUACAGCCCCGUUGCUCUACAUCCUUGAUGCUGAUGCUAUUGCAACAGCAAAGUUCACAAAGUGGCUGGCAGUUGCUCGCCUCUGACGUGGGUGCCCCUCUGAUGAAGGAAGUAAUUUGGCCCCCAGUGUUAUCAGCUGGGUACUUCUUUUUAUGAGCACUAAAAUUAACUUCAAAACUUUCUGUGAAAGACAAUCAAACCUGAAGGCUUCUUCCUUCUCGGAAGCUGCAUUACCAAAGGGACAACUCAGGUUACUGUGCAUCACCGGUGAUUGAAUGUAGUACCUGAAUUUCCUUGCUAGUUUUCAGCCUGUUUGUAUUUUACUUUGCAGUGAAGUUGCUUACUCAGAAAUUUUUAAUAGAUAUUUCUUUUUUUACUGCUGAUUUAUUCGGCUCAUUUCCCAAAUGAAAGGUAACUUCUGUUCUCAGAAACCUGAGCUGUAUGUGAUGGUGAGCACAAAAAUCGGAGUGAUGCUCUGAGGGUUGGCAAUUUUACAGAUGGCAGCUGUGGUGCAAAUAACCUCUGAGGUCGUUUUGGUGGCAGCUGUCCGGAGCCAGCAGCCAGCGGGCCGGGCUGGGCUGCGAUGCUGAAGCCGUGUUGUGUUCAUCUCUGCAAAGGCUGCAAAUAAAUAUGGAUUUAAAAACACA
Gallus gallus (chicken) is the source of this 3939-nucleotide messenger RNA. RefSeq names its product lipopolysaccharide induced TNF factor (gene LITAF). Gene Ontology annotation, biological process: regulation of cytokine production. Bases 2485 to 2931 code for a protein of 148 amino acids. NCBI's taxonomy places the organism in Eukaryota, Metazoa, Chordata, Aves, Galliformes, Phasianidae. Gene Ontology annotation, molecular function: zinc ion binding. The record is from RefSeq and is a predicted model, not a curated record. The transcript is spliced from 5 exons.